Messenger RNA from Coccinella septempunctata (seven-spotted ladybird), 1554 nucleotides. RefSeq names its product serine-enriched protein. The transcript is spliced from 9 exons. The coding region runs from base 180 to 1328 and encodes 382 amino acids. The record is from RefSeq and is a predicted model, not a curated record. Lineage: Eukaryota; Metazoa; Arthropoda; Insecta; Coleoptera; Coccinellidae. Gene Ontology annotation, molecular function: protein binding.
UUAAACUAAGGCCACAUACCCAAAUCUUUACUCGUUUAUCGCGAAUACUAAUAUUUAUUCAUCGAAUUAUUCGAAGUGAUAAAAUAAGUCAAUUCGGUUUCAGAAUCGCCAGCAUUCUACCCCGUUCAAUAUUCUUUACAAUUUUUCUCCAUUGACGUUUUCCUGCUUUGCUUCAACAGAUGCCGGAGAGCAUAUUUUAUCCCGCAAACUACAUAGUGAUGGCGGAGGCAGAGCCUGAUCUUUCUACCUUCGAGAACAAGACAGGUCUCGCGGAGGAUAUGAAAUUUUUGGCCUCCAUGCCUGAACUUUGUGAUGUCACUUUUCUGGUUGGUGAUACCAGAGAGCCGGUCUGCGCUGUUAAAGCAGUGCUUGCUGCCAGGUCCAGAGUUUUCCACAAAAUGCUGUACCAGGCUCCAAGUCCUCAACGUAAAAAAGAACCCCAACCACGUGAGAACAAGCUGAGGCUUUUCCUAAAGAGAUCGUCUGAACCUCUGCUCAAUCUGCAAAAUGCCUCUCAACAGAGGUCAGGGUUUACACAGCAGUUGACUCCAAUACAAGAGCCCACAAGCCAGCAACAUCAAACACUGAUUAUAGAAGAAUUUGAACCAGACGUAUUCCGGCAGUUGAUAGAAUACAUUCACACUGGAUGUGUUACUCUUCAACCAAGAACUUUGCUGGGCGUAAUGAAUGCCGCUGAUUAUUAUGGGUUGGAUGAACUUCGAAGGGCAUGUGCAGGUUUUGUACAGUGCUGUAUCAAUGUGGAUACUGUGUGUGCCCUUUUGGCCUCUGCCGAGCGGUACAUCCAGUACAAAUGCACGAAAUCUCUAGUUCAAAAGGUGCUUGAGUUCGUAGAUGAGCACGGCAAUGAAGUUCUGAACUUGGGAUCUUUCACCCUGCUACCCCAACAUGUCGUCCGUUUGAUUUUGGCCCGAGACGAACUUCAAGCAGAUGAGUUCACGAAGUUUCAAGCUGCGCUUAUGUGGGGCAAAAAGUACUGCGAUAACAAUCCCAAUCCGAAUCUGAAGGAAGUGAUAGCGAAUUUUCUGGAAUACAUUCAGUUCCACAAAAUUCCCGCCAACGUGUUGAUGAGAGAAGUACAUCCAUUGGGUUUGGUACCAUACCACAUAAUAAUGAACGCUUUGGCCUAUCAGGCAGACCCAGCAAGUGUCGACCCCGGAAAGCUAUCACCCAAUAGAAUGAGACGUCAAAGUCAAGGCAGGUCGAUGUCAGUUCAGUCAAGUUUGGAUCCUUACGGUUCGAGGACAACGCUGAGCAGCAGCGGCUCCAGCGAGCUGGCCUCUUCGGAUGGAAAGCAUUCUUCCAACUAACAUACGGCCCCUUCCCCCGCCCAAUUGCCAUCCGUCAAUCCGCCUAUCCAACCACCCACCGUAACAGUGUCUUCCUCUUCUCCAAGCUCAACGCCUUACUCGUCUCCAGCUCAUUCCUUCACCUUCACCAUUGUGCUCAAAAAGAUAACGCCGAUCGAAUAGCAUUGCGAAACUUUGCAAGAGGAAACUUUCAACGAAAGACAAGGUGAGGAGUCGAGGGAGACGC